UCUUUGACUGGAAGUGCAAAUUUCGUGAGGGAUAUUAGAGAUCCUGAACAUCCUUAUUCAUUGGAGCAGCUUAGUGUUCUUUCCGAGGAAUCAAUCACCGUUGAUGAGAAGCUCGGCCGUAUUCUGAUAACUUUCACUCCCACAAUUCAGCAUUGCAGCAUGGCGACUGUAAUCGGUUUAUGCCUAAGGGUUAAAUUAAAAGAAUGUUUUCCUCCGCAUUUUAAGGUUGACAUUAAAGUCGCCCCGGGAUCUCAUGCUGAUGAAGAAUCAGUUAAUAAGCUGUUGAAUGAUAAAGAACGAGUCGCCGCUGCCUUAGAGAAUCCUAACCUUCGCCAACUUGUGGACGAGUGCCUUUAUUCCAAUGAACUUUGAAGCCAAGUACUAAUCUUCUAAAGCUUAUUGUACAGGUCAAAAAACAUCAGCAUCUCUAAUUCAAUAAGAAAUAACAUGGCUGCAAUGUUUCUUCUCAUUUGCAGAAUGUAUAUGCUUGUGUGUUGUCGUUUUACUUUGCAGAAGAGUGCAUGUGCGUCUAGGAUAUCUCUAUGUUUUUUUUUUUAAUUAUUAUUUGUCUGCAAUGGCGUUUUUUCAUGUGGCUAUUCGAAACAAUGAAGAGGAUGGGAAACUUUGGUUUUUUCUUUUUUGUUUGUAACAAUGAAGAGAUGUUCCAGUAAUGGUUCCGUCGUGCAAUAUUUUUCUUUUGGUUAAAA
Messenger RNA from Gossypium arboreum, 707 nucleotides. Its product is annotated as protein AE7-like 1. The annotation marks the transcript as partial. Lineage: Eukaryota; Viridiplantae; Streptophyta; Magnoliopsida; Malvales; Malvaceae. The record is from RefSeq and is a predicted model, not a curated record. The transcript is spliced from 4 exons. Gene Ontology annotation, biological process: iron-sulfur cluster assembly.